This is a messenger RNA of Saimiri boliviensis boliviensis (Bolivian squirrel monkey), 2680 nucleotides long. The record is from RefSeq and is a predicted model, not a curated record. Lineage: Eukaryota; Metazoa; Chordata; Mammalia; Primates; Cebidae.
UGAGCCACUGCGCCUGGCCUUUAACUCGGUUUAUUGUUAAAUGUGGCUUUGUUCAAGGACAUUUGGCUUGCAGGCACAGAGCUGAUUAACUGGUUAUGUGUUUUUUGACAAUAAGGUGGUGAUGAUUAAGAGAAAUAUAUAGCCAGUUAAAUAAGGCUUCCUGGGCGACACCACUGGGGCUUGUGAGGUACGGUGUGUCCCAGCAGAGGCCACCUCCUGCCCUCCACGCCUGCUGUUCUUGCAGGCAGGGGCUCUGCUGCUCAGAGCAGCACGGCCAUCUCAGCUUCUCUCCUCAUUGUCUGUGGCACGCUGGUCCCCCCCAACGCCUCUCGCUGCCCUGUGCCUGUCUCUGUGCAGCCCGAGAAGCCUGGCUUUCUUCGCCAACUGUGCUCUGGGAGUGAGGACAUGAUGCGGGGCGAGCAUGUUGCAGCAGUGCACCCAGACCCUUCCCUCCUGUGGGAGGAGGGGUGCGGCAUGCAGGGGGGAGAGGGCAGGGACACUGGCCCUGUCACAGCCUGUACUAUCCCCAUUGGGACCCUAGCCUGGAGCCCCCCAUCCUGGGGCCCCCACCUGUGGCCCCGGGCCCAUCCCCUGCUCCUUCCCUGCACACCUGCCCUGCCCAGCAGCCUUUCUGGUCCCCGCUGCUGAUACCAGUGAGCUGCUUCAGGGUGAGGCUGCUUUCUGGCUCCUGGCCUAUUCCUGUUUGGACACAGAUAGGUUCUUAGCGUCCAGAGGCUCCCCAUGCAGCCAUGGUCAGCAGGGCGCCCAGGACAGACCACCCCCCCCACCCGCCGCCAACUCCAUGCAGCGCCUGGGCCUUGGGAGCAACUGCCUUCUUCUUGGUGAAAGGUAUAUGUCCCAGAGCAAGCAUGCGGAGGCACGGGAGCUCAUGUACUCAGGAGCCCUGCUGUUCUUCAGCCACGGCCAGCAAAACAGCGCUGCAGACUUGUCCAUGCUGGUCCUGGAGUCCCUGGAGAAGGCAGAAGUGGAGGUGGCCGACGAGCUGCUGGAAAAUCUGGCUAAAGUAUUCAGCCUGAUGGACCCCAACUCUCCUGAGCGCGUGGCCUUUGUGUCCAGAGCCCUGAAGUGGUCCAGCGGGGGCUCUGGGAAGCUGGGCCACCCCCGGCUGCACCAGCUGCUGGCCCUCACCCUGUGGAAAGAACAAAACUAUUGUGAGUCGCGGUAUCAUUUUCUGCACUCAGCGGACGGGGAGGGCUGUGCCAACAUGCUGGUGGAGUACUCCACAUCCAGGGGCUUCCGCAGCGAGGUGGACAUGUUUGUGGCCCAGGCUGUGCUACAGUUUCUCUGUUUAAAAAACAAAAGUAGUGCAUCGGUGGUCUUCACUACGUACACCCAGAAGCACCCGUCCAUCGAGGAUGGGCCUCCGUUCAUGGAGCCGCUGCUCAACUUCAUCUGGUUCCUGCUGCUAGCUGUGGAUGGCGGAAAGCUGACGGUGUUCACCGUGCUAUGUGAGCAGUACCAGCCAUCCCUCCGGCGGGACCCGAUGUACAACGAGUACCUCGACCGCAUAGGACAGCUGUUCUUCGGUGUCCCGCCCAAGCAGACAUCUUCCUACGGAGGCCUGCUCGGGAACCUUCUGAGCAGCCUUAUGGGCUCCUCGGAGCAGGAGGAGGGGGAGGAGAGCCCCAGCGACGGCAGCCCCAUCGAGCUGGACUGAAUUGGCCGGGCCACGUGGAGACACCAUGGUCAACGGCGGCUCGAGGGACAUUUUGGAGGCGAGUCCCGGGUGGCUCCUGGCCCCGGGGGCUCCUAGCCUUGAGGCUGGCAGUGGCCGCGUGCCGGCGCGUGUCUGUCUGUGGCGCGUCUGUUUGUGCGGCGGCUCCGGGUGGCGCGGCUGCCGGUUGCUCUGCUGCUGGGACCCAAGAGUGGGGCCUUGCCCCUGCUGGCCGCCGCAUCCCCUGAGAUUGACCCACAAUAAAGCACAGGCCUUAUGCGGCGUCCCCUCUCCCACUCCUUUGUUCUGGGUCCUUUCGGGAGGGCUGAGGGGCAGCACAGGAGGCCUGUCCUCAGGGACCUGGCACAUCACGCUCCUUGCUUGGCGUCCAGAGCAGCUGUGGCCGCCAAAGCAGGUGCUGGCCCUCACACGUGAGAACCCGGCUGGGCCCUGUGUGGUCUGCAGAUGCGUGUGGCUGUUUCUGAACACAGGUCACUCUGCAGUCACGGCGAACUGGUCCACAUCACAGACGGAGCGCAUGUGCCCUGCGCCACAUCCUCACACUCGGUGGAGGGACACGUGCGGUGGGACGGCCCAUGUGGCAUCCCGGAGCUGCGCCCUGCUGGUCUCUGUGAGAGCCAUGCUGCUGUGCUGGAAAUGCCGCUUUAAAAAGGGAUACCGUGGGACUCUGCCCAUCUCUUUCAUAAUGCAAUAUUUAUUUGUAUUGGGUGAUUGAUUCCUUUGACCUAACGUUUUAGGUUUUAACCAAAUAACCAGUCCAGGAGUGAGCAGCUCUGGUCUCUAUCAUGGAUGCUUUUCCAGAUGUUGCCAGAACAAUGACAAAAGGGGAGACGCUCUAUUUUUUCAAGAUUCAAUGACAGUUGUUGUAGAUUGAUACGCGGUUGUGCAUGGGAAGGGGAAACGCACAGCUUUAUUUACUGUAAAGUGGAAUUUAAGGAAGGCUUGUGUGAACCGUUGCGCAUAAAUAAACCCUUUCUACCGGGC